CUGCAGCGCCCGGGGCGGCCCUCGAGGACUCCACUUCCCAGAGUGCCUCGGGAGGACCUGACCUGGUCCUGCCCCCUCCACCUGGCUCCGGCGCGUGGCUGGGCGCUCAGCCGGCGCCGGAAGCGGCUCUGCGGGCAGGUGGGAUAAAGCGCAGGUGUAGCCACCAUGAGUGAUCCUCGGGGGACCAGGCGGAUCCUAGUGACUGGGGGCUCAGGGCUGGUGGGCAGAGCCAUCCAGAAGGUGGUAGAAGAUGGAGCCAGGCUGCCCGGAGAGGACUGGGUGUUUGUCUCCUCCAAGGAUGCCGAUCUCACGGAUGCUGCACAGACCCGAGCGCUGUUUGAACAGGUCCAGCCCACACUUGUCAUCCAUCUUGCUGCAAUGGUGGGGGGCCUGUUCCGGAAUAUCAAAUACAAUUUGGACUUCUGGACCACCCAAAUGCCCCUGCCAGGUCAUGUCGUCGGAGAGGGAAGUGAAGCCCGAGGAGGGGUGUGGCCGGCCCAGGCUUCACUGCUACUGAGCAGUAGAGCCAGGGGGUGCGUCCCCUCUGGAGGAGCAGGUGAGGCCUUGGACCCUGUCUGGAAGGGCCUGAGCCCUGCUUCCCACCCCCCGCAGAGGAAAAACAUACACAUCAAUGAUAAUGUGCUACACUCGGCCUUCGAGGUGGGCGUGCACAAGGUGGUCUCCUGCCUGUCCACCUGCAUCUUCCCAGACAAGACCACCUACCCCAUCGAUGAGACCAUGAUUCACAAUGGGCCGCCACACAGCAGCAAUUUUGGCUACUCUUACGCCAAGAGGAUGAUCGACGUGCAGAACAGAGCCUACUUCCAGCAGCAUGGCUGCACCUUCACCGCGGUCAUCCCCACCAAUGUCUUCGGGCCCCACGACAAUUUCAGCAUCGAGGACGGCCACGUACUGCCUGGCCUCAUCCACAAGGUGCACCUGGCCAAGAGCAGCGGCUCAGCCUUGACGGUGUGGGGCACGGGGAGGCCCCGGAGGCAGUUCAUCUACUCACUGGACCUGGCCCGGCUCUUUAUCUGGGCCCUGCGGGAGUACGAUGAGGUGGAGCCCAUCAUCUUGUCAGUGGGUGAGGAGGAUGAGGUGUCCAUCCAGGAGGCAGCUGAGGCCGUGGUGGAGGCCAUGGACUUCCACGGGGAGGUCACUUUUGAUACAACCAAGUCAGAUGGGCAGUUUAAGAAGACGGCCAGUAAUGCCAAGCUGCGGGCCUACCUGCCUGAUUUCCAGUUCACGCCCUUCAAGCAGGCUGUGAAGGAGACCUGUGUCUGGUUCACCGACAACUAUGAGCAGGCCCGAAAGUGAGGCCUGCGGCCGGAGCCGGUCCACCACUUCCCCAGCGCCUGGCCAGCAGUGCCCAGCGGCAGCCACUCACAGAACCUGCCAGGAGCCGGGGGCACCGCCUGCCUGCCUGAUAGUGGCCUCUGCUCCACUCCGUCUGCCGAGGCAGGCCUCAGUGACUGUCUGGUGCGGCCUCCGUCCAUGUCAGGGAAGCCAGGCCCAGCACCCUGCUCCCCAACUCCAUCCCUGAGUGUCCCCUUCUGAUCCCUGGGAGCCAAUAAAGAGCAUUUUCACAGG
Molecule: messenger RNA, 1590 nt
Organism: Cervus elaphus (red deer)
Lineage: Eukaryota; Metazoa; Chordata; Mammalia; Artiodactyla; Cervidae
Gene: GFUS
Product: GDP-L-fucose synthase
Exons: 12
Coding region: 166-1317 (383 amino acids)
Biological process (GO): nucleotide-sugar biosynthetic process
Molecular function (GO): GDP-L-fucose synthase activity
Source: RefSeq, a predicted model, not a curated record